Molecule: messenger RNA, 3620 nt
Organism: Chelmon rostratus (copperband butterflyfish)
Lineage: Eukaryota; Metazoa; Chordata; Actinopteri; Chaetodontiformes; Chaetodontidae
Product: histone H1-like
Exons: 1
Coding region: 36-683 (215 amino acids)
Biological process (GO): nucleosome assembly
Cellular component (GO): nucleosome
Molecular function (GO): DNA binding; structural constituent of chromatin
Source: RefSeq, a predicted model, not a curated record
UCAGAGAAAGCUGACGAAGCAACUCCGACUGCGAGAUGGCAGAAGUCGCCCCACCCGCCGCCCCGGCCGCCGCGGCCGCCUCAGCCAAACCGGCCAAAGCCGGCAAGAGUAAAAGUACCAAGCCGAGGAAGAAGUCCGGUCCCGGCGCCAAAGAGCGCAUCCUGAAGGCCGUGGCCGCCUCCAGAGACCGGAAAGGCGUCUCUUAUGUUUCCUUGAAGAAAACGCUGGCUGAUGGAAACUACGACGUGGAGCACAACGCGUCCCACAUCAAGCGCGCCAUCAAGAGCCUGGUCAAGGACGGAACCCUCGUGCAGACCACCGGGACCGGAGUGUCCGGCUCCUUCAAACUCAGCAAGACCGCCGCGAAGCCCAAGAAGGAGGCAAAGAAGGUCAAGAAGCCGGCAGCCAAGAAGCCAGCGACCGCAAGGAAGCCCAAGGUCAAGACCACACCCAAGAAGAAACCUGCAGCCAAGAAACAAUCCGUGAAGAAGACCCCGACAAAGACGGCUGCCAAGAAAUCUGCCGCCACCCCGAAAAAAACUUCCACUAAGAAACCUGCUGCCAAGAAAGUCUCCAAGAAACCUGCUGCCAAGAAAGCUCCUGCCAAGAAAUCUCCUGUCAAGAAACCUGCUGCCAAAAAAGCCAAAGCUAAGGCCCCAGCAAAGAAAGCAGCGAAGAAGUGAACAAGCUGUGAUUUACACACAAACGGCUCUUUUAAGAGCCACCCAAACGUUACUCGGAGGAGCUCACUUCCUGUCCUGUCUCUCUGUCUCACCUGUUCACAUAGUUCACAUAACAGCCAAUGACCGCACAGCUGGACCACAGGUGCUGACAGCGCAGUGAAGGUCAGUCUUCAUCACCUGUAUGUGCUGCUUCAUCUGCAUUUAUCACGCUGUUGUUGUUGAAGUAGAGGAGGCUGUCAGUGAUGAGGAGGGUGAAGAUGAUGAUGGUGGUGGUGUCACAGUGACACUGUCUCAGGACACAGACUGAAUGUGUCUCAGGUGAAGUAACAAUGCCAUUCUUUUUUUUUGUUUUGUUUUUCUGUUUCUCUUUUUUGGAUCAUUUUGUUGCAUCGUGUCUUUUUCUUAUUGUCACAUUUUGCUGAAUCACCGCUGUGACAAAAGAAAGUUGCAGCAAACUGAACUGUUGCACAACUUCCAUAUUAUAACAGAGCAGAACUACAGGAACCAAAACUCACCUGCCUAAUAUGAUCCAAUAACAUCUCACAUGAAUUAAUAGUUGAAGCACACUUCGAUGUGCCUUCACUUCAGAACACACACACACACAUUUUAUACAACUUUUAACUGUAACUGAUGCACCGCCCUGCAAACACGUUUUAUUUAUGAAAGUGUCUAAAAGUAAUAAUUAAUAUGUGAUCCGUAAGAACAUCAGCCCUCUAAUAUCAGAAAUUAAAUAAACACUCGUUUUUUCUCAGUAAACAGUUUUUUUUCCUUUCUUCCUCUGCUCCAAUCAUGAGCUGCUGUAUCACGUGCGUGCAUCUGACCAAUCAGCUCGGGCUCUGGCUGGCACCGUCGAAGAAAAGAGUUGCGACACGCACUGACGUCGGUCACGUGGUUCACGCUGCUCUCACUCGUUCCGUGCGCAAACCUGUUUAAGAUAAAAUAUGACUUACAGUUAUUGUUGUUGUUUUUUUAACAAUUGCUUACACACUGAAAUUAAAAAUAACACACAGUUCAUGAAACCUGACAUGUAGGGAGCCAAACCUCAGCCCAGAUCUGAACAACGUUUUUUGUCGACAUUUUUGAAAUUCUUUUUGUGGUUUGCACCUUUGCAAUUUAUUGCUCCGUUUGUUCUUAUUUGCACCUUCAUCAAAUCAAAUCAAAUCAAAUCAUCAAUUUGAUUUGAGGUGUAAAGGAAAUGAUAUGUAAUAUUGCACAAAUAGUAGAUAGAGAGUACAAUAGAUUAUGAGAGUAAUUUGUCAAACAUCAACACAGUGUUAUGUUAGGUGGUGCUGGAGUUGAACGAUCUGACAUCUGAUGGAAUAAAGGACCAGUCUGAUGCUAAGGGAGCAGCUGAGGGCCCCCACUGUGCCAUGCAGGGGGUGGGAGGGGUUGUCCAUGAUCGAUGUCAGCUUGUGCUGUUUUCAACAGUUUUCAAUAAGAUCCACCGGAUCUCUCUAUCAACACUGGGGCAAAAAAACAUCACAUUCACAUGAAGCGACUCUAAUCUGAGAGAGUGAAAGACCUGAAUAUGUGUAAUGUAAACUUCAGUACUGUGCACUGCACACACAACCUUUUAGAUGUGCAUCAAUAGCAGGCCCAUAUUGAACUACACAAUGCUCUUUUUUUCAGAGUUUUUCAAAUGGAUGCCGAUGUAAUCCCGCCUGAAUUUAUUCAUGAGGCCUGGUUUAACCUCACAAGAGGAGAAACAUGAUUGGCCACGGAGCUAUUUUGAAUGUCCCGGGUCAAUGUGGCGGUAACUGUAACUGCAGUUUUAAUUCUGUACGUUCAUCAUUUUUUGGUUCCGCCCACCUUUGGCAGCUUUGAGGCGGAACUAAUGUCUGCCGCGCUAUUGUUUCACACGUGAUUAAAAAAAGAAGACACCUCAUGAGAGAGCGCUGAAAAGAGCCCGGAAGAAAGAACGACAGAAUAAUUUAAGGUUUACAUAAAUGUUGUUUAUUCAACCUGCAGAAAGAAACGAUGAAAAAGGCGGAGAAAGCAAGAUUAACAAGCAGCCUGCGAGGUUUGAUGUUUUUACGGCCGUUUCUCUCGAUUUGUGGUACAUUUUACUUAGUGUAUUGUCUGUUGUACAGCUGUAUAGAGAAAUUAAGAAUUGUUAACACAAGACAUACAUACAUACGUGCAUAUAUUUAUUGUAUGUUAUUUUCUCUUUGGCCCAUGAAUAAAGCCCUGUGUUUAAACCAUGAUGAGCUACUGACACAUCACAAUGUGCACUGCGGUCACGCAGAAUGGGGUCCUCCACCGCCAGCUUAGCUCCUUACAAUACAGCCCACCUACUCACAUUUUAGACAGCUACACAACACUGACACAGCAGGAGGCCAAAUGGAUGCAGAGCAGAUGAGACACGGUGUCAUCUGGGACAAUGUGUCUUUCCACCGAUCGGUUCUGGUCCAAAACUGGCUCAUCUGCAUCCACAGUUUCCACUCCAACACCUCCCACCAUACUGUCCCUCCAGGACCACACUGAGGAGUGUUUUCAGCAUGGCGGUGGAAGGUUUAUGAUCUCCAGCUCUAUGUCAGCAUCUCCCUCAUUAAGCCUUGGAGGAGGCCCGAGACCGAAGUGAUGCAGGUCUAUGCAGGGCUGAAUUCACCAUCCAAGAGGAGUCUUCCCUCGCUGUGUUGUGAGAGAGGACUCAAAACUCAAACCCAGACUAUAUGAUUAGAAAAGUAGAAAUGUUUAAAGUGUUUUAGAUUGAGCACAGCAGUGUGCAGCUGGUUCAAACAGAGUCAGAGCAUAUGAACCAGGUGUGUGACAUAUGGUGACACAACUGAGUUUUUAAAUUACUGUAUAGUUUUGAAUGAAGUGUUUUAUUUUGAAAAUGAUCUGAGGUGUUCUGCUACUUGUGUGUGUGGUUGUGUGAAUUGUGCAUAGUGUUGUCAAGCAAUCAUAAAAAAUCUAAUUAAUCACCUGCCGGGGAAA